This is a messenger RNA of Fraxinus pennsylvanica, 1980 nucleotides long. NCBI's taxonomy places the organism in Eukaryota, Viridiplantae, Streptophyta, Magnoliopsida, Lamiales, Oleaceae. The record is from the annotation of a GenBank genome assembly.
AUGGCUUUACCUUUGAUUUCAAGAAAGAAACAAUAUGCUGCUGUCGUGUACUUGACUCUCUUAUUUCAAGCAUGUAAUGGGUUUUAUCUUCCCGGAAGCUACAUGCAUACAUACUCAACAGGGGACAAAAUCUAUGCCAAAGUGAAUUCUUUGACCUCAAUUGAAACUGAGCUUCCCUUCAGCUAUUACAGUCUUCCUUAUUGCAAACCUCAUGGGGGAGUAAAGAAAAGUGCUGAGAAUCUUGGAGAACUGCUCAUGGGAGAUCAGAUUGACAACUCUCCAUACCGUUUCCACAUGAAUUUGAACGAGUCUGUUUACCUCUGUACUACUCUUCCUCUGAGUGAGCAUGAGGUAACACUUUUGAAGCAGAGAACACGUGAUCUGUAUCAAGUGAAUAUGAUCCUUGAUAAUAUGCCUGCCAUUAGGUAUACUGACCAAAAUGGGGUAAAAAUUCAGUGGACUGGGUUUCCAAUCGGCUACUCUCCAGCCAACAGUAAUGAUUAUUAUAUCAUCAACCACCUCAAGUUUAGGGUCCUGAUUCAUGAGUAUGAAGGAGCUGCUGUGGAAGUAAUUGGUACUGGGGAAGGAGGUAUGGGAUUCAUUUCUCAAGCGGAUAAAAAUAAGACUUCAGGGUAUGAGAUUGUUGGUUUUGAGGUUGUCCCUUGUAGUGUAAAAUAUGAUCCUGAGAAGAUGGCAAAACUCAACAUUUAUGACAAUUUUACAACAGUAAGCUGUCCACAGGAACUUGACAAGUCUCAAGUUAUAAGGGAGAGAGAGAGAGUUUCAUUUACAUAUGAGGUUGAGUUUGUAAAAAGCAACAUCAGAUGGCCAUCUCGAUGGGAUGCUUAUCUCAAGAUGGAUGGAGCCCGUGUUCACUGGUUCUCAAUUCUCAACUCGUUGGUAGUAAUUUUAUUCUUGGCAAGCAUCGUUUUUGUUAUCUUUUUGAGAACUGUGAGAAGGGAUCUGACAAGGUAUGAUGAAUUGGACAAAGAAUCUCAGGCUCAGAUGAAUGAGGAGCUCUCCGGAUGGAAACUUAUUGUUGGUGAUGUGUUCAGAGAACCAAGUCAUUCGAAGCUACUUUGUGUGAUGGUUGCAGAUGGAGUUCAGAUCACUGGGAUGGCAAUCGUGUCGAUUGUUUUUGCAGCUCUUGGUUUCAUGUCACCAGCUUCACGGGGUAUGUUGCUGACAGGGAUGAUAAUUCUUUACCUUUUCCUGGGAAUUGCAGCUGGCUAUGUUGGUGUACGUAUGUGGAGAACUAUCAAAGGUCAUUCUGAUGGGUGGAGUUCAGUUUCUUGGUCAAUAGCAUGCUUCUUUCCAGGAAUUGUAUUUGUUAUUCUCACAGCAUUGAAUUUCGUCCUUUGGGGAAGCAGGAGUACUGGAGCUAUUCCCAUUUCUUUGUAUUUCAUACUUUUUUCUCUCUGGUUCUGCAUUUCAGUGCCACUAACUCUCUUAGGAGGAUUCUUGGCCACCCAAGCUGAGCCUAUUCAGUAUCCUGUUCGAACUAAUCAAAUCCCUAGAGAGAUUCCUGCACGCAAAUAUCCAUCAUGGCUUCUUAUUCUUGGUGCUGGAACUCUUCCAUUUGGAACCCUCUUUAUCGAACUUUUCUUCAUCCUUUCUAGCAUCUGGCUUGGAAGAUUCUAUUACGUCUUUGGCUUCCUUCUUAUUGUACUUAUUUUGUUGAUUACUGUUUGUGCUGAAGUUUCUGUUGUCCUCACAUACAUGCAUCUCUGUGUCGAGGAUUGGAUGUGGUGGUGGAAAGCAUUCUACGCAUCAGGUUCUGUUUCCCUUUACGUGUUCUUGUACUCCAUUAAUUAUCUGGUUUUCGAGCUCCAGAGUUUGAGUGGGCCAGUGUCGGCAAUACUAUAUCUCGGCUACUCCCUGAUAAUAGCAGUUGCAAUCAUGCUUUCUACUGGCACAAUAGGUUUCCUUGUAUCAUUCUACUUUGUCCAUUACCUAUUCUCAUCAGUGAAGAUCGACUGA